Molecule: messenger RNA, 4460 nt
Organism: Priapulus caudatus
Lineage: Eukaryota; Metazoa; Priapulida; Priapulimorpha; Priapulimorphida; Priapulidae
Product: E3 ubiquitin-protein ligase RNF19A-like
Exons: 9
Coding region: 512-2635 (707 amino acids)
Biological process (GO): positive regulation of proteasomal ubiquitin-dependent protein catabolic process; ubiquitin-dependent protein catabolic process; protein polyubiquitination
Cellular component (GO): cytoplasm; ubiquitin ligase complex
Molecular function (GO): ubiquitin protein ligase activity; zinc ion binding; ubiquitin conjugating enzyme binding
Source: RefSeq, a predicted model, not a curated record
UUAUAUAGCGAAAUCCGCGCUUGGCGUGUUCGUGUAGUAAAUCAUCUCUCAGUCUCUCAGUCAGAUCAGCAGCUCUCUGUCUCUUUCUCUCUCUCCGUGUGUGUUGUGCUGAGCGAUGCUGAAUGCUGUUCAAUGUUGCGUAACACGGAGGUGAACGUAAGGCGAGGCAUAGCAGCGCCCAGCUGGACAUGUGUGUGUCGCACGAGCUCCCGUCUGAUGUGACGUUUAUACCUGCUCACGGGCACCCACGUCGCGACGACUCGAGUAUGCGAUCGGAUUUCAGUUGACAUUUCGAUCCGUCUGUGAAUACUUGAGUUAACCAAGAGCAUUCGAGUGAACGUGAUCAGAAGCAGCACCAGCAGCAGCACCACUACCACAAGCAGCAGCUCCACCAACAUCACCAGCAGCAGCAUCAACAGUAGCAGCAGCAGCACCACUACCCCAAGCAGCAGCACCACCAGUAGCACCACCACCACCACCACCACCACCACCACCACCACCAGCAGCAGCGAUGGGCGGUGGCAGGGAGGUGGACACCUACUCCAACUGCUCGUCGGCGCUCUCCGUCAAUUCGGAGAGCAAGAAGCGCGGCCUAUCGCGCUUCUCGCUGCGCCAGAUCUUGCGGCGGCCGUCCGACCGCAAGUCUCGGCGCGCGGCGGCGGCGGCGCGGGGAGCCAACCCGAGCGGCGCCGGCACGCCGUCGUCGCCCUCGACCCGCAACUCGACGCCGCGCCUUCCCGGCGGCGCCCCCUCGCGGCGCGCGGACGAGACUCCCGCCGGCGAACCGGUCGUCGUCGCCGCAGCCGCGGUUGCCGUCGGCGACGGCGGCGAGGACUCGACGCUCGAGUGCCCGCUGUGCCUGAGCGAGCAGCGGCGCGGCGACUUUGCGGCGCUGUCGACGUGCGACCACCGCGCGUGCGCCGCCUGCCUGCGCCGCUACCUGACGAUCGAGAUCACGGAGUCGCGCGUGAACGUCGCGUGCCCGUCCUGCGCCGAGCGCCUGCACCCGACCGACAUCCGGCGCGCGCUCGCCGACGACGCGAUCAUGUGCAAGUACGAGGAGUUUGCGCUGCGCCGCUACCUCGCGACGGAACCCGACGCGCGCUGGUGCCCGGCGCCCGACUGCGGCUUGAUAUUAUCCCCAUGUCCGCAAUGCCAGGCUUACAUCAUGAAGAUGGACGACGGUUCAUGCAAUCACAUGACCUGCGCGGUGUGCGGCUCCGAAUUCUGCUGGCUGUGCAUGAAGGAAAUCUCUGACCUGCACUAUCUCAGCCCGUCGGGAUGCACCUUCUGGGGAAAGAAGCCAUGGAGCCGGAAGAAGAAGAUCCUAUGGCAGCUGGGAACGCUCGUGGGGGCGCCGGUGGGCAUCGCGCUCAUCGCCGGAGUCUCGGUGCCGGCAAUCAUCAUCGGCAUGCCCGUCUGGGUCGGACGAAAGCUCAACAACAAGUAUAGACAGGCGCCAAAACACAAGCGCAACCUGUACGUGGUGGGAGGAGUGACAGCGUCCGUGAUCGUCUCGCCCGUUCUCGCCGGUCUAGCCGUCGGUAUUGGCGUGCCGAUCCUGCUCGCCUACGUCUACGGCGUCGUGCCGAUCUCGCUGUGCCGGUCCGGAGGCUGCGGAGUGUCGACGUCAUCGUCCGGCGGCGUGCGCAUGAAGUUCGACGACGACAACGACACGCUCGCGGGCGGCGUUUCCACGGCGACAGACGCGCGCAGCAUGUCGAACCACAACGUCGCCAACCCGAGCAUCGGCGAGGUGUCCAUGAUGACGGUGAGCAGCGGACAGAUGGACCGCGUCGGCGUCGGCGCGGUGACGCUGCUGCGCGGCGUGCGGGGCGGCGAGGAUGGGGAGGACGACCACGACAGCGCGAGCAACGUCGCCAUCGCCGGCGAGAGCCUCACGGGAAGCCUGUGCGGCAGCACGUGCACGGCGCCCGGCCCCAGCGGCUACCACAACAGGUUAGACGUACACUCAGAGUUCCAGCCGAACAAGAGAUUCAGUUUGAGCAGUGAGUCGGCGACGGCCAGCCUGAGCGAACGCUGCUCCACCACCACCGUCUCGCUGGGUGACAACGCAAGUACGUGUGCACUAGCUGGAUCCAUAGCUAGCCAGUCGCUUAGGCCGGACAAGGCGGACAGCGUCAGUAAGUACUGCAUGGUGAUGGAGGUCCACGCCGACGUCGAGAAACACGAGCGUGCCGCUUCCGCGCGCCGCAACCAGGAGUCGCCACAGUCAAUCCGCUCGAGUCGCUCGGUGUCGUCGCGGCGAUCGUACGAGGUGCGCGGCGGCCGCAAGUCCGGCGCCGCCGGCGCGGCGAAGCGUCGCAGCGUCAGCAUCGAGGACCGGCUGUGCGAGCGCGCGUCUGCCGUCGACGUCGCCACGACGAUGCGCCGCGCCGCGCUCAAGUACAGCCACAGCAGCGUAGAGGGCGCCGCUCGCCGCGACUUUGGCGCGUGCGACGUGGUCGCCGGGGCGACGCGCAUGCAGCAGUGGGAUCGCGGCGAGGCGGAGGCGGCGGUGACGUCACGCGACGCGGGCGGCAAGAAGCUCGUCAAGAGCCGGAAGGUUCAUGAUCAGCAGGAGAUGUGCGGAAGCAGCAGCAAGCUGACUAUAUCUGUAACUAGACUGGUGUAGAUACCGGCAUCUAUUACGUUAUCUAGUUCUAUAUUGGUAUGUAUGUAUGCGCACCAACGUCGGACGGACGUGAGGUGCGUCGAACGUUGAAGAGUGCGCCACGGCGACGCAGCGAGCGACGCGUGCGUUCGUCGUGACACGUGCGACUGGUCGCCACAGCGACGUGACGCAUGCGCAGCAGCGCGGAGAGAACAGCGUCGACAUUCGACCGCAGAACUCUCAUCGACGGAACUCCCGGAACCAGGUGCUACGGCUAGCCGCCGCCACCGCGUCGCACGCUCGCACGCUCGCUCGCGCGUUUCCUGGCGAGGUUUAAUGCUUUUGUGGGUAUUUGGCAGCAGCGUCGGCGUCGGACGCGUUAGAACGGUGAUCGCCGCGGCGACUACCUACCGCCUACCGCUCAAAGCAUUCCUCGCGCUUUAGCGUUGCAGACGUUUGGCAUUCGGUUUCACAGCGCCAUCUACUGGAGGCAGAAGGAACGGCUGCUUGCCUUCAUGCCUUAUUAGCAGUGUUUAAGUAUGUGGGCGUCCUUUAUAGUUCUGUAGUCGCUAUCGGAUUGUGCUCAAUGUGUGAAGCCCACUGAUGUCCACGGACGCCUUGUGCUAGCGGGGGAAUUAGCGUUAGUUCGCGUCUGCGUGCGAGGAUUGUGCUUUUGUAAUUUUAUGGCAAUUAUAUACCCGUGUUAGCAAGAGGUCAGUUGGAAUUUUAUUUUUCGUUUGAUGUGCAGUUGUCGUUUGUCAGUCUUUGCUGUCGUACGUAUGCCAGUCACACGAUCGACCUAUCUGCUUUGCGGGGGGGUGGCAUUCUAAAAACGCUGCUUGGUGACGAAGCGUCACAUACAAAUCGGUCCUGCUUGAUGUAGCAAGGUGCCCCCACAUCAAUAUCCGGUAGGUGCUAUCUUGCUCAGCUGAAUAGGUCGCUUACAUACACCGUGCUAUAUCGGGCGUGAUGCCGCCUGUUUGAUUACACAAACCUCGCUUGAGUCACGACAUAUAUAUACAGUAUAUUAUAUAUAUAUAUCUGUACAUACAUGCGAAUUUGCUCACACAUCCGAGAAGGUGGAGGGAGAUGUGAGCGUAUACUUUGUGUACAUGUUUAAGACGUGUACUUGGCGUAUCUCUCUCUCUUUGUACAGUCAGUCAGUCAGUCAGUCAUUCACAACAGUUGUCAGGAAUGUAUAGUUUGCGGCGCGUAAGAUAAUGUUUUUUUGUAAACCGACGUGUGCGUGCGUGCGUGCGUGCGGUCAUUCAGUCCUGGCUAUGUCGCAUGUAUCCAGCAAGCAGUGCCUGCUACUGACUGGCGGCGUGCGACUUCCCUUAGCAGUGUAAAUGUCGUCUAAAGUUGUCUCCUUGGUUGGUCGAACAUUUAAAUGUGUGCUGUUAAUGCCAGUGUAGGGGGCAAGAGUAGUGGGUAGCGGUUAGACUUUAGCGUAAAGGAGCGGAACUAUACGUACAAUUGCUAAGUCGUAGGAGUUCAGUACGAGUUUUGUGAUAGAAUUCUACGAGGGGAAAUUUCUGCCAGUGUCCAACGCCCAAUUCUCUGAAUGAGCCACUUGGUGGCAGCACAUGCUCAAAUAUACGUCAUGCGUGUUGUGCAGUGCCAACCGAUAUUCUUCUGUAUUGGGAAAUAAAUGUCCCAUAGAAUAAUAAUCUGAGUUUUGGAUUUCAGUUAGUUGGCAGAGGCGGUUUUGCGCGCCAGAAAACAGGAAUAAUAGCGCAUAUGGAACUUGUGCAAUUAAGUUGUUAUUGCAGUCUAGCAUUAUCAAUAACGAAUGUAUACGUAUGUAUAGCUUAUAAGAAUAAAGUGUAUAAUUGUGUAUUUGUAA